Triticum aestivum (bread wheat) is the source of this 808-nucleotide messenger RNA. RefSeq lists its product as uncharacterized. The record is from RefSeq and is a predicted model, not a curated record. The coding region runs from base 43 to 627 and encodes 194 amino acids. NCBI's taxonomy places the organism in Eukaryota, Viridiplantae, Streptophyta, Magnoliopsida, Poales, Poaceae. The transcript is spliced from 2 exons.
GCUGAGUGCCAAACUUUGUAUAAAUAGUCAUCUGAUUCAGUAAUGGAAAAUGAGGCCGUGAGGGCUAGAGCAGAAACAUGUAGGCUAGAGAUGGAAGGGGCGACGCGGGCAACACAGGUGACACCCGUGACGGCCACUUCGGGCCGGCCGCCGGUGACCUCCGGUGUGGGGCGCGCCGGUGGUAGGUUCUGGGCACUUGCGGAGGCCGAUCCAGAGGACGAUGAUGAUGAGGACAACGCCGGAGGUUCGCCGGAAGCCUACCCGCCGACGCCAUCGUCGGUGAUUUGCGAGGCUUUUGACCCUGGCUAUUCGGAAGAAGAUGUGGCGGCCAUAGUCGAUGGCAUUGUCCCAGUUGAUGAUCCAGCGCGGCAAGGUUUGGGACGAGAGGACAAGGUCGAGAUCGUGCGUCGGAUGGUUCAUCGGUGGACGGCGGCAGCGGCGAUUCGGCCAUGGAAGGGGCCGAUCCCGAAGGUUAUCUUCAAGGCCACGGCGUUCAUCCGUAUGUGGUCGCUACUCACUCCGACGGAGGCCAGGGAGCGUUUGGUUACUGCGUCUACCCGAUGGGAGAUGGUAGCUUGGGAUAUUUUUAACCGGUUUGAAUGGCGGUCAUGUAAUAGGAUAGAGUGAUCCUAUAGUUUUGCCAGCCGGUUGUGGCUUUGGGCUUUUCUUAUUUACAGAUUUUGUUAUAGUUUGUACUAUGACCUUUCGGUACUUUGUGACUGGUUUUUUACUUUUAAUAAUAUGAGCCGUAUGCAUCUUUCUGAUGCAGAGGCUGGGGCACGGCCCCUUUUCCAAAAAAAGAACUGUA